CAAAAACGUCAGUGGGCCAAAUACUCUGCUUUGGAAACGAGAGAAGAGAAUUCAAUCGCAAGCAGAAACUAUGUUUCUCAACGCAAAGCUAUUGCUCAUUGCAUACCUAUUGGGACAAGCCAUCGCACUUGUUGACCCUCUGCGUUCUUCAGUAUCGGUCAAGAUUCGCAACGGAACUGUUAUUGGGGUCAACGAUGAGAGAAGUCAGGUACAACGCUUUCUAGGUAUUCCCUACGCUCAACCCCCGGUAGGCGACCUUCGUCUACGGCAUGCGAUACCAUUGAACACAUCGUUCGACACUGUGCAUGCGCAGUCUUUCGGACCAGCCUGCUAUGGGCCAGAAAUAGAUUCGAAUCCAAAUUCAAGUGAGGAAUGUUUAACAUUGAACAUAUGGCGCCCGGCCGGGCAGAAUAAAGACAAUUCACUCAAGCCUGUGAUGGUCUGGUUUUAUGGCGGGGGGCUACAGACUGGAUACACGGCAGACCCUAGGUUCGAAGGAACCAAUUUUGUUCGCAUAUCUUCCGAAAUCAACAAGGAGAUUAUGGUCGUCUCAGUGAACUAUCGACUCGGGCCUCUUGGGUUCUUGAAUGGGCAACAAAUGACAGAUCUCGGCUUGCUCAAUCUUGGAAUGUUGGAUCAGCGACUGGCAUUGUGUUGGAUUCAAGAAAACAUUGCUUCAUUUGGAGGGGACCCUAGUAAAGUAACAAUUGCUGGAGAGUCUGCAGGGGCUGUAUCGGUCUACUCCCACAUGAUGGCAUAUGGAGGCCGAGACGACAGACUCUUUCGGGCAGGGAUCCUAGAAAGCGGCGGUGCUUUCCCUUUAACUUCUGCUAAUACAUCGUCUUUUCAAGACACUUUCGAUGGUCUCAUAACAAACACCUCCUGCUCCUCAUUCGCAGAUGCUCCGCCUACAGAACAACUCGACUGUAUUCGAAAGCUUCCAAUCAAGACACUUCUCUCGAGUGUAGGUCCAAACACGGGUCAGUCAAUUGAUGGCAGUUUCACACAGACCUCGAUUCACUUCGCAUUGCAAGCGGAAAAGUACGUCAAAGUUCCCACAAUAGUCGGAACAAACACAGACGAAGGAACCAACUCAGCCCCAACGGGAAUAAAUACCACUGCCCAACUGCGCGGUCCCCUUGCCGGAGGCUUUCACAGACCUACGCUCCUCCCCAACUCAACCGUAUCUAAACUCCUCGCCCUGUACACCAACGACCCACGUCACGGCUGCCCCUACAACACCGGCUCCACGCCCUUGACACCCGGAAAACUAGACAAAAAAGCCUGCUCAAUCUUUGGCGACAUCGUCCAAAUCGCGCCCGCUCGCAUGAUCGCGCAAUGGCUCACCAAAAAUAACCGCAGUGGUGCUAACGCGCCGGUAUACAGGUACAGGUUCAACCACCUCCCACACGACACAGACGCAUCAAAUAUAACAACCGGCAUCGGGACCGGCGUUGAACAGCGCUACGUCUUUUCGAACCUCGUCCCUGACCAUCCGUGGGACCGGGCGUUGGCGUAUGAGCUUAGUAGUGCUUGGGUUUCGUUUGUGCAUGGGCUCGAUCCAAAUUCUGGGGCAGAUAGUACGCUUCCGGAAUGGCCUGUGUAUGGGACAGAUGGUAUGAGCAUGGUGUUUAGCGGAUAUGGGUCGAGUAUUGAGGAAGAUACAUAUCGGGGCGAGGCAGUUGACUACAUUAUAGAGAAUGUAUUGCCGUAUGGGGCACUUUAAGGGGUUUGUGGGUUAAAGCUACGAAGAUGGG
Molecule: messenger RNA, 1757 nt
Organism: Aspergillus versicolor CBS 583.65
Lineage: Eukaryota; Fungi; Ascomycota; Eurotiomycetes; Eurotiales; Aspergillaceae
Exons: 8
Coding region: 71-1726 (551 amino acids)
Source: RefSeq, a predicted model, not a curated record